Messenger RNA from Petromyzon marinus (sea lamprey), 2959 nucleotides. RefSeq lists its product as uncharacterized. Gene Ontology annotation, cellular component: nucleoplasm. Gene Ontology annotation, molecular function: DNA-binding transcription repressor activity, RNA polymerase II-specific; RNA polymerase II cis-regulatory region sequence-specific DNA binding. The record is from RefSeq and is a predicted model, not a curated record. Gene Ontology annotation, biological process: regulation of transcription by RNA polymerase II. Lineage: Eukaryota; Metazoa; Chordata; Hyperoartia; Petromyzontiformes; Petromyzontidae.
AUGGAGGAGGUGGUGGAGGUCGUGAAGCAAGAGGUGGUGAAGAAGGAGGCGGAGGUGAAGCAGGAGGUGGAGGAGGAGGUGGAGGAGGACGGGGUGGAGGACGGGGUGGAGUACGGGGUGGAGUACAGGGUGGAGGACGGGGUGGAGGAGGGAUACUCGAUGCCGUCCUGCGCCAAGCGGUACCAGUGCGACCAGUGCCCCUACGGUACGGACCAACGGAGCAGCAUGACCAUCCAUGGGAGGACGCACACGGGCGAGAGGCCGUUCAAGUGCGAGGAGUGCGGCAAGGCGUUCGCGCAGUCGACCACCCUGCACAGGCACCGGCGGACGCACACGGGCGACAGGCCCUUCGCGUGCGAGGCCUGCGGCAAGGCCUUCGCGCAGCGGACAACCCUCCGCAAGCACCGGGCGACUCACGCGCGCGACGCCCCGCUCGCUUGCGGCGUGUGCGGCAGGUGCUUCGCCCGGCCGGGGCACCUCCGGCGGCACGCUGAGACGCACGCGGCCGGCAGGUCGCUCGACUGUGCCGUGUGCGGCAAGGCGUUCGCGCACCUGGGCCACCUGCGCGUCCACGAGAGGGCGCACGCGGGCGACAGGCCGUUCGUGUGCGGCGCGUGCGGGAGGGCCUUCGCCGACAUGGGGAGCUUGCGCAAGCACCGGAGGAUACACGCCGGCGGGAAGCCUUUCGAGUGCACCGUUUGCGGCAAGGCGUUCGCGCAGCUGGGCUACCUCAAGAAGCACCGAAGGAUACACAUGAGGCGGAGGGUCCACGGGUGUUCCUUCUGCGGCCAGGUGUUUGCGGGCCCAGAAGACCUUCAGAGGCACCAAGAGACGCACACGGGCCCGAGACCCUACGAGUGCGCCGUGUGCGGCAAGACGUUCAAGCUUUCGAGGAACCGAAACGCUCACGAGAAGGCCCACGGCGGGGAAAUUGCGAGGUCUGUCCACCGCGGAGGAAGAGGACCCGCGGCGGGCCUGUCCCUCGCGGGGCGAGAACCGGCAGGGAACCCCGGUCCUGAGACGUGGCCAGCGGCGCAGGAGAGCCGCGGGGACGAUGUCACUUCUGCUCCGAGGGGAGACGGUGGUUGUGACCGUGGGGAGGGGUUCGGGCACCCCGUGGUCCGCCCGGGGUGGACGCUCGACUCCCUGCUGGACGUCCACCCCGCGUGGUUUUCUGACCGGGAGCGCGGGGAGCUCGUCACUCGCGGCAGGCCGCUGGGAGAGCUCCGUGGAGCGAGAGAGGCGGAGCGAAACGGCGCGCCGAGUCCCGCCGCCGUCCCCGCGUCGGUGAAGCGAGAGCCUGGAGAACGCGACGGGCUCGCUCCGGAGGCCGUCAAGGAAGAAGCAGGCGAGGGGCCCGGCUCCCAGACGGAGCGCCGCCGCCCCUCCUUCGCCGUGGACGUGGCGAAACACGAGCCGGGAGCUGGCGACGACUUCGCGACGUGGCCCGGCGUCAAGGUAGAGCACGCGGAUGAAGAGGGUUCUGCCUCGGGAGCGGACGCGGAGGUGGAUGCGGGCGGCUUCAAGCUCUACACGCAGCCGGAGCGGGUUGAGGUUGAGGUGUGGAUGGAGGGUGGCGGUAGUGACAUCGAGUAGACUGAGUUUUUUUUUUCUCUAGAUGUAAAAGUACCACAACAUGUUGGUUAAGGUUAGGGGUGGAUACCCAACUCAGAUAAAACUUAAAACUAUUUUUGUGUUACCAGGUAAGGCCCACCCAGCUGUACAGCUCUUUUUCAGAAGCGACCUGGCUAUCACAAAUAAUAGCUCGGCGAAGUGGCUUAUCAUCACGUGGAAAUUUAUAGCAGCCAAAAAAACUCUUUAAGACGCAGGUUUCUAAAUGCAUAAAUGCCUCGGACGUGUCAGUCAAAUAGUGAGGGGGUGCAGAUACAUGUGGCGCUCCAAAUUGCAACGGCAAUGAGGAAGAUCGUUUCCGUUGCAACGAUCUGCAAACCAGGCCCCUCUAUCGCUGUCACUCGUUCCUCAACACCUUUUAGCACGCCCCCCCUGUCAACUAUAUCAUUCUAUUGUCACCGUAUUGUAAGCUAUGCCAAGCGUCUUGAUUGAAGGUGCUCUCUAUAUAAAUUAUAUAGGCGAUGUUUCGGGCUGCGGCCCUUAUUCAUUGCUUCAUGGCUUCCAAGAGAUAUUAACUUUUUCUCCGCACGGCUGAUGUUGAUGUCGAACCGUAGCUGUGAUUCUACAUGGAGGUGGUUGAUGAGCCAGAUGACCACUACCCGUGCUUGCCGGUUUCAAAUGUUCAACAUUCGCAAAAUCCGACCACAUAUUUCAACCUCUGCUGAAAAACUCCUCAUCCAUUCCCUUAUCCAUAUUCGUCUGGACGACUGCAACUCUAUGUUCCAUCUGCCCGUUUACUCUUUGUCCUCCAUUCAACAAAUCCAAAACAACUCAACUCGGAUAAUAUUCAACCUUAUAAUUCUAAUGCCUCGACCCUCCUCGUGCAACUGCACUGGCUCCCUGUAUACUACCGGUGCCAAAUUCCUCACCCUGGUCUACAAUUCCCUUCAAUGGACUUGCCCCACCAUGACUUGCCAUGCCUGCAUCUUUCUACGUGUCUUCUCGCUCGCUACGUCCUCAAUCUUUGUUCUCUGAUCCUUCUCCUUGCGCUCAAUCCACGCUUUUGCUCUUUUUCUCUUCUCGCCCCCCCCCUCCACAUUCAGUGGUCACCUUCGCUCACCAAGUUUCCGCUCUGCACUCAACACUUAUUCCCUAGCUCAACCCACGACCCCACCCCUUAAUCUCCCUGUCAUAACCGCCACUGUUAUUUUUCCCUCUUAAUAUUCUCAUUAUAUGGCUUUCACUCAUUCCCCAUUCAUCAUUGUUUCUAAGAACAAAUGUGACCUAAGGUCUUCGCUCAUUUACCAGCUUCACAUUCCUUAUUGCCGUACAAAUACUGGAGGAAAGGCCUUUUCUAUUGAUACCCCCAGGGUCUGGAAUGCUAUCG